UAACUGGCCGGCUAUAUGAAGGCCUUCACAAUCGACCGUGUGGUUCAGUUUUCGCGCAAACACCAUCGGGGCAGUGUAAUCAUUCUUCAUCACACGACAAUGAAGACGAUCGCGAGCGGCCUGGUGCUGUUUCUGAGCCUUUCGGUGGUGCUCAUCCUAGCCGACAGCCGCCAGUGGGGCCGCCGUGUGGCCGGCGAUCGACGCCUAGAUUAUGCGGUCGUCGUGAACAACUCCCUUCCGGUGCCGCAGAAAAGUAGCGUCCACCAGUACAGGCCAGCUCCGGGAGCCUUCCGGCCACCGAACAUCACGGCCAUAUACGCGCGAGACAACGUGCCGGCCGGGCGCGGUGGCACGGCGGCAAUUGUUUCCGGCGGAAUAAAUCAAACCAAUGUCACCCUGAAGCUCACCUCUCAACCGUAUCAGCGGUUCAACUUCACGAUCGAGAUUUAUGGCAAGUAACCGGUGGGGAGCCGGUGAAGUGUCCCCCACCUGCAUCGCCCUAACGCCAGGGAAGAACACAGAACCGUUCAAGGAUACCGUUCCAUUCCGCUGACUGGCUGGUUGGGUGAACGCCAGCAGCUAGCCAACCCCGAAAAAGGAUUGUUUUUGUUUGUUUCGCGACGGAACGGACUGAGCCAGUUCUUCCGUUUGUGUGUCUGUGUGUGUGUGUUAAAGGAAACGAAUGCUUGAAAAACUACAAAAGAAACACGUGGAGUAGAUUCCGGCCAAAAGUAA
Molecule: messenger RNA, 735 nt
Organism: Anopheles cruzii
Lineage: Eukaryota; Metazoa; Arthropoda; Insecta; Diptera; Culicidae
Exons: 2
Coding region: 16-459 (147 amino acids)
Source: RefSeq, a predicted model, not a curated record